Chara braunii is the source of this 796-nucleotide messenger RNA. The record is from the annotation of a GenBank genome assembly. NCBI's taxonomy places the organism in Eukaryota, Viridiplantae, Streptophyta, Charophyceae, Charales, Characeae.
CCGGACUUCCAGAAAACCAGAAUAUUCCAGAAUUUCUGGACCGGUCCGGAUCCACUGUCCGGAUGUUUAUCCAGAUGGCUUCGUUUUUUGAGGGAAGAAAGGAGGAAGAGGAGGAGGAGGAGAAGGAGGAGAGGGAGAAAGGAAAGGAGGGUGGACUUGAAGAGGAAAAGGAGGAGGAGGAGGAGGAGGAGGAGGAGGAGGAGGAGGAGGAGGAGGAGGAGAAAGAAAAGGAGGGCGGAGUUGAUGUGGAAGAGGGGAGGACCAAAAACGAGGGUGGAGUUGAUGAGGAGGAGGAGGAUGGUGAGGAGCGGAAGAGGGACAAAGAAAAGGAGGGUGUAGUUGAGGAGGAGAAGGAGGAGGAGGAGGACAACGACGACGAUGACCACGACGACGGCAACGACUAGAAAGAAAAGGCUGAGGAGAAGAUGUACGGCACAGGAGGAGAAGGAGGAGGUGGAGGCAGCAGCAGGGCAAGAAGACGCACAGCUGGAGGAGGAGGAAGAAGGCGUCGGUCUCCGUGCUGCUCCGCACAGCUGGAGGAGGAGCCCCUCUAAUUCUCGCCCUGGUCGCUGCGCUGCUCCACCCACCUCCCUGUGCUGCUCCGCACGCCACAUUUGCUCCCUCCCUGGCAAUGGACGAUGGUGGAGCUCGAAGGGCACUUUGAAACGAUCUAGUCGACGUGAAGGGGGGGCAGGGAUGGCAGCUAUUCAAAUUUGGCGCUGCCUUUGGCGUCCGCGAACCCCCCCCUCAAUCGUUCCAAAAAAAACAAGAAAACAAACAAAACAAAGUAACGAAC